Molecule: messenger RNA, 5129 nt
Organism: Pundamilia nyererei
Lineage: Eukaryota; Metazoa; Chordata; Actinopteri; Cichliformes; Cichlidae
Gene: rgs12a
Product: regulator of G protein signaling 12a
Exons: 17
Coding region: 266-4240 (1324 amino acids)
Biological process (GO): regulation of G protein-coupled receptor signaling pathway; signal transduction
Cellular component (GO): plasma membrane; nucleus; cytoplasm
Molecular function (GO): GTPase activator activity; protein binding
Source: RefSeq, a predicted model, not a curated record
AGACGCUUUGUGAUUUCCGUGGUGAGUGAAUGGAUGGAGGUGGUGCCCUCGAGCUCUGCCAUAUGGAGUACCGAAUCACUGCAGGGAGAGAAUAGAGAAAAAAAAUGGACGCGUGAAGCGGAAAAUGUAAACGUGGUAGACUCGUGUUAACGUAAACGUAAAACCCGUGGGCUUUUUUUUCUGGCACAACUUUAAAAGCAGACGACAACAACACAAUAGUGUUGGCAACGGACAAGUGUUACAGUUCCCACAUGCGGCAACAAAGAUGAGGAUACAGGGACAGCCUGAGGGCGCGAGGAGGCGUCUGGAUAUGAAUGCAUCCGGUGAGUUCAAGAGCGUGGAGGUCAUCCGUGGUCGGGCUGGAUAUGGCUUUACUAUUUCAGGACAGAGGCCGUGCAUGUUGAGCGGCAUCCUGGAAGGAAGCCCGGCAUACUUGGUGGGGCUCAGACAAGGAGAUUGCAUCAUGGUCAUCAAUGGAAGUGACGUGUCUACUGCUUCUCAUGAGGCUGUGGUGCAGCUGAUUGGCAGCUGCAAAGGACCCCUGUGCUUGGUGGUGCAGGCUGAAGGCCGAGUGUUGGGAAACCCAAUCCUUAAUGAUGUGAAAUUUGGGUUUCCUCAGAAAAGUGGCGUUUUCCAAAAGGCAAGUGUUUUCCGCACAGUCUCAGAUGACUCAAGCAACUCCUCCUUUAACGCGAGUUGUUCGGUUGCCGCCAAACAGAGGCCGGUUUCAGAGCCGGAUAUGUCACAGUGGUCACAGCAGUGGAGUGCUUUAGCUGAGCAGCCAAGGGAGGAGACUUCCACGUCUGGGGAUGCAGACUCUGUUAUUACAGACGAAGCCAAUCCAGACUGGGGUGUUUUGAACAUGACUUUGGUGGUUGGCUACCUGAGCUCCACAGAGCUGAUUUUGAACACUAGUGAAUCAGAGGACUGUUCAAAGGCCAUUCUGGAGAGAAUCCGACAGCUGGGCACUGAGCAGGACACCCAUACCCUUGUGAUGAUGAAGAUCAUGUUUGAUUGCAUUCGUCUUUGUGACGACGCUGGAGCUGUUUUGGCAGCGUUCCCUGCUGAGAACCUGGUCUUGGGGGCUGUGUGUACUGAAGACCCACGUUUUUUUUGCCUGGUCACCACAGGGCAUAUUAUUAAUGGCCGUGUGCCAGAAGAUAGUCCUCUGCGUGCCUCCUGCCAUGUUUUUUUCAUUGACCCAGAUCUGGGAAAUCACAAGGAUCACACUGGGAUUGCUGGCCGUUUUGGUUUCAACUGCACUCCAGAUCCAGAUGCCUCGGGCUGCCUGGAAUUCCCACAGACUCCCCCGGAUGUUCUUAACUUUGUAACAGUACUUUACAGCGACAUGGGGGAAGCUGUGGAAAGACUAAGAGUGAAACUGGACGCAGAAGCCCAGGAGCAUGCCAAGGAGAACGUCAGCACUGCCAAACGUGGCAGUGCCAGCAGCAAUGGGGACAGUGGUAUUGGAAAUGUUUCCCCCCCUGAGGAGAGAGCGGACAGGGAUUUCCCUUCGGUGAUCCAAAACCAUCCUGGGGCCCACCUCCCCAGCUGUCCAUGGGAUUAUCCUCCGGCUGAGGGCCUCACCCCAAUAACCCUCUCCAAGAAUGGCCAAAAACUUAAUCCAGAGAACACUACCAGCACAGAUUCCCUGUCAGAGUCAUUACCUGGCCCAGAUUCUUUAGUUAGCUUUUAUGGAGGACCCCCACCCAGACUACAGUUCCAGUUCAAGCCCCCACCACCUCUUAUGCGUUUGGAUAAAAAAACAAACUUCUCUGGAGAUCCUCUCAGAGGGAGCCAACGGUGGUUCUCAAAGCCAAAGUGGCCAAAAGUCCUGAGUAGUGAUCCGGCACCAUGUGAAACAUCCAACAACAACUGGCCCUCACACAAUAGUCUUAGUGCCAGCACCAAUAACCUGCCACCUCCAAUGAGCCAGAUACCCUCGGAAAGGUACCAGUCAGCUGAAGUCAUGAUGCUGCCUCCCAGGGAGGAAUGGACCAGAAAGUUUGUAGAACAGAGACAGAAGCAGCAAAAGGAUGGCAGCACUAGAAAUGGUUCCAGGUUUUGGGGUAUAGGCGCUAUUCGUGCGUCUAAACGUCGUUCUGCCAAACGUCUCAGCCUGGCACGAUCGCUGGAUGACCUUGACUCUGCUGCUUCAUCAGAUGGUGACUAUAGUGGGAUCCAGCUGCAGAGCUGCUGCAGCCAGAGCAGCCUGAACAGUAAUGGCAGCCUUCCAGGAGCAGGCAGCAACCGAGGGGCUCCAGAGCAGCGUGUGGCCAGCUGGUCCUCCUGCUUUGAGCGUCUCCUCCAGGAUCCCGUGGGUGUGCGCUACUUCUCGGAAUUUCUCAAGAAAGAAUUCAGCGAGGAGAAUAUCUUGUUCUGGCAGGCCUGUGAAUACUUCAGUCAUGUCCCUGCAACAGAUAAAAAGCAGCUGUCCCAGAGAGCAGGGGAGAUCUAUAACAGCUUCCUGUCCAGCAAGGCCACCAUGCCGGUCAACAUCGACAGCCAAGCCCAGCUGGCCGAUGACGUGCUAACCUCCCCAAGCCCUGACAUGUUCAAGACCCAGCAGCUACAGAUCUUCAACUUGAUGAAAUUUGACAGCUAUUCGCGUUUCCUCAAGUCCUCCCUCUACCAGGAGUGCAUGCGUGCUGAGAUGGACGGUCAGCCCUUGCCGGACCCCUACCAAAUCCCCUGCAGCCCCGCCCCCUCAAAGCACAGUGCCAGCUCUGACCGCUCCACCCUAUCGACCCCCAAAAAGGACGUCAGAAAGCAGCGCUCAGGGAGGUCACUGAAUGAAGACGGCAGAGACGAGAGCGCCGACAAGAAACGUGGCUUCUUCUCUUGGUCGCGCAACAGGAGCUUUGGGAAGGGUCCAAAGAAGAAGGACAUCGGAGACAUUAACCUCGGUAAGGAGUUUGGGAGAGAGCAGGGGUGGAAGCCUUUAGUGUUGGACCAAGACUGUAUGACACUAAGCUCCAGAGACCUGAGACUGGAGAAGCGCACAUUGUUUAGGUUGGAUCUGGUGCCCAUUAACCGCUCCGUGGGGCUGAAAGCCAAGCCGACCAAGCCAGUCACUGAGGUCCUGCGGCCCGUGGUGGCCAAAUAUGGUCUCCACCUCGCUGAUCUUGUGGCCAAAAUAAGCGGCGAGACUGAGCCUCUGGAUCUGGGUGCCCCCAUAUCGAGUCUGGACGGCCUGCGAGUUGUGCUGGAGCGAGCAGAUCCCUGUUCAGUCAAAGACAAAUCCAAGUCUUCCUCCUUAAAAAGUCACCCAACCCGGAGUUUUUCUGCGACAGGAGAUGAGAGGUCAGCACCAAAGGACUUUUCUGUGAGGCCAAGUGGACCAGACUCAGCACUCCCAAGGGAUAAGAGAAAACAGAAAAAGAUUAAUAUAGAUGAAGCUGAAGAAUUCUUUGAGCUGCUGAGCCGGGCGCAGAGCACCCGAGCCAACGACCAGCGUGGUCUCCUGAACAAAGACGACCUAGUGCUUCCCGACUUCCUGCGACUGACUCCGCCCACUUCCUCUGUCUCCGUGUCCUCCAACCUGGCCUGCUCCACCCCCAACUCCCUGAAGCCGGUUCGAGAGAAUGGCAUUCCCUCCCGGAGCCCCCUCACUUCCAGCCUACGCUCGGAGAGCCUCGACUCCUCUCUUAGCUCCAGUGCGAACGGACACUCCAGGCGGUGCCUCAUGCCCCCUCCACGCCACCCAACCUUCGGCACUCACAUGUCCCCCAUCCUCCGGCCCUCAGACACCCGUCCAACCCUCCGCACUGUGGAGGAGGACGCCAACACCGACCUGACUCUCAUCGGUGAAGGCGACAUCAGCAGCCCCACCCUGCUGCCUCCUUCACCAUCCCCUGUGUCGUCCUUCGAUAGCAGCCUGCCGGCAGCCAACUUCACCCCGCCACCGCCCUGCUCCCAGGCUAAAGACACGGGUGAAGAGGGAAAGUCCAGUUCAGAGGCGACAGAAACGAUCCCUAAUGCCAAGUCACCUCCUAAAAAAGCCAACGCUGCACAUACCAUUCAGGAGGUGAUGGAUGUGGAGGGAGUACAUCUAGAAGAAGGAACAGCGGAGACAUCCCAGGGUGAGGACUCUGAGUUGAGUCUGAGUUUUCAGGGCUAUGUCGCCGAGCUGCGACAGUGCCAGAGCAAAAUGAGAAACGCCCAGAUGCCCCAGAACGGCCGCAACCCACCGGAGGGCCAGGACUGCAACACAGAUCUUUACAAGGCCACCAUCGUCUAAAGGGACCCCCCCUCCCCCCCAUCCCCACUGCUGCACUUUUAAAGCCUGAGCGACUGUUGUUUGAGGAGAUGUAGUCGAACAAUGUGCUGCAUGUACAAGUUGUCAGUUUUCUUUACUAAAGCAUCAAUAUUAUGGUGAUGGAUAUUGUAUAUUUGUUUAAAAAAAGUUCAGGCAUCCUGUUGACUUCUAGUACCGGUUGUAAUUUUGGGACAGUGAUAUGUUUUGUUAUUGGUAUGCUUUGAUAAUUAACUAUUUUGAGCCAUGUUAGGCUAAAUAAUAAUACCACAGAAGAAGCCUGAAACUCACUUUGGGGUACCAGUUGAUAAUAAUUGUACACAAUUUAAAAAGUAGAAAUGACUGAGAAACAGGACACUGCUUGAUAAGAAGCUGCUUAACAUCUUCUAAACAAAAAAACAAUGUAAUAACCGGCAGCCUUCUGGUGGUGGAAGCCAAAAAGUUAAAGCUCAGGAAAACGCUUGUUCAGGUUCUUGAUAACAAUUUCGAAACCAUCACCAAAUGAUUUAAUGAGCUGUUAAGCUGUUUGGGUAUAUUGAGUUUUACAUUAAAGUCCCAAUUAACUGUCCACCCAUUACCUUUUUCUGCUAGUCUUGCGCUGAGAAAAGUUGUGAGAUGCAAUUGAAAUAGCAAUGAUAAUUUAAAAAUCUAGAAAGUAAAGCUUGACUUUUGUUUUACGUGUCCUGAUUCGAAAGUAGGACCACAUGCUAGGAGAGGACUCUUAGAUAUUUGACUAUUUCUUGUUCAUAUUGUCUUCCUGUGUUGUACAGAUGACACAUAACAGUACCUCUAUCGUCUGUACUUUCUGCUUCUGUGGUUGUGAGGUUGUCCUAAUUGUUGAACAAUUAAAAGGCUUCGAUGGCUCUACUUUCAA